AUGGGUGUUUGUGUGGGAAAAGGGCUACCAGGAAACUGACUCUGUGGUCAGCUCAGUGACAACCAAGGCCAAAGGUGUGGCAGUGACCAACACUUCUGAACUUGGAUUCCGAAUUUGGGAUGUGGCGGACUAUGUGAUUCCAGCUCAGGAGGAAAACUCACUCUUCAUCAUGACCAACAUGAUCAUCACUGUGAACCAGACACAGAGCACAUGUGCAGAAAUUCCUGAUAAGACCACCAUUUGUGACUCAGACUCCAAUUGCACUAUGGGCUCCACAGGCACCCACAGCAAUGGAAUUGGGACUGGAAAAUGUGUUCCAUUCAAUGAGUCUGUGAAGACUUGUGAGGUGGCAGCAUGGUGCCCAGUGGAGAAUGAUGCUGAUGUGCCAACGCCAGCAUUUUUAAAGGCGGCGGAAAACUUUACCCUCUUGGUAAAGAACAACAUCUGGUACCCCAAGUUUAAUUUCAGCAAGAGGAAUAUCCUCCCCAAUAUCACCACUUCCUACCUCAAGUCGUGCAUUUAUGACGCUCGUACGGAUCCCUUCUGCCCCAUAUUCCGUCUCGGCAAAAUCGUGGAGGAUGCAGGGCACAGCUUCCAGGAUAUGGCAGUUGAGGGAGGCAUCAUGGGCAUCCAGGUCAAGUGGGACUGCAACCUUGACAGAGCCGCCUCCCUCUGCCUGCCCAGGUAUUCCUUCAGGCGCCUUGACACCCGGGACCUGGAGCACAACGUGUCUCCUGGCUACAACUUCAGGUUUGCCAAGUACUACAAGGACCUCACUGGUAACGAACAGCGCACACUCAUCAAGGCAUACGGCAUCCGCUUUGACAUCAUCGUGUUUGGGAAGGCUGGGAAGUUUGACAUCAUCCCUACCAUGAUCAACAUUGGCUCUGGCUUGGCACUACUGGGGGUGGCGACCGUACUAUGUGACGUCAUAGUCCUCUACUGCAUGAAGAAAAGAUAUUACUACCGGGACAAGAAAUACAAAUAUGUGGAGGACUACGAGCAGGGUCUUGCAGGUGAGAUGAGCCAGUGAUACAUGGCCCUGCACUUCCAGCCCACACAGCCCUCGUGGAAGCAGUGAGAAAGGAGCUGCUGUGUUGCUCUAGAGAAAGUUCCAGAGUCUAACUCUCAUCUCCUCCACUCCACACUCAGGGUUGCCCAGCAGGUCUUAUAUUGUUUUGGUUUUGUCGUUUUUUUUUUUGAGCCUGGAUCUUGCUCUGUAGCUCAGAUGGGCUUCAGACUCAAGACCUUCCUGCUCUGGUCCCCAGGAAUGCUAGGAUUGCAGAGGUACUCCACAACACCCAUCUCCUUGGGGAUCUUGGCUUUUUUUUUUUUUUUUUUUUUUAGUUUCGCUAUACAUAGCUCAGGCUGGCCUCAAACUCAAGACAUUCCUCUACCCUCUACAGCCUUUUAACCUUGCCUUUUGCAGGGGGUUCAUUUGCUCACUACACACAGUGGACUCCUGGUGUGGUGUUGACCGGGUCACCUGUUGUUUAUAUAGUGUGAACAUACUGAGGUAUACAACAGUCUGAAAACAGAGUCACUACUGUGGCUUGUGGGACUGCCAUCUUCUCCAGGGUCUCCAGGACUGGCUCCCUUGGAAGCCCCAGUCUCUAGACCCUUGGGACCAGCUCACUCCUUCCAGGCCCAGCAGCUGUCCAAGCACUUUAUAAAGGGAGUUCCCCAGGUGCUGUCAGCAGCAGGCCUGGGGCACUGUCCCUCUUCCCUGUAUCUAGAGACUUUGUCCCUUGUAACAAAGGCAGAGUUAGCUUUCCCUUUCAGAAGGGCUAUGUUGGAAUGACUGAGGACCAAUCAUUAAAAGAAAUGACUUUUUAAAACCC
This is a messenger RNA of Cricetulus griseus (Chinese hamster), 1841 nucleotides long. The record is from RefSeq and is a predicted model, not a curated record. Lineage: Eukaryota; Metazoa; Chordata; Mammalia; Rodentia; Cricetidae.